UGGGCCCCAACGCGUUCGCGCUUAUCGAUAACGAUUGACCCCACCACUAACUGAUUUUGGAACGAAAAAACGAAAGAAAGGAAACUAAUUUUCGUGGUACAAGCUAAAAAACAAUUGAUGCAGACUUUCGAGGAGUUUUGAUGUCUGCGCUAGCGCCGCCAAUUCCCUCAAUGAAGAACGCGCUCCAGCCGGAAAACUUCAAUGGAACUGGGAACGAGGAGGAGGAGGCGUCCUCCGCGUUCCACGCGGAGAUUGAUCGCGUUCUGCGGAACAACAAUGGCAACAGUCACGGUGGCGGCACCAACGAAGGCAAUGGAAGUGGCAGCGGCACUGCCAGCGGAAGUGGCAGUGCAUCGGGAUCAGGGGGCAAUGAGUCCAUGUCGUCGCCAGGCGGGAACAAGUCGUACGAUAGUGCGCAGGUGUUUGCAAACUCACUGGGCCUGCGCAACAUGAACCACGAGCUGGACAAGGGGCACGCGAUGCCGCAGAACCACCGCAAGGUGUUUCAGUGCAAAGGUGAUUCGGUCAACAUGACCUGCAAUGGUGAGGAUCUGCGCCUGUCCAAGAUCAUCCGAAGACUCAACAACGAAUCCAAUCCCGCCGUCGCCCUGGAACUGUGCGCCAAAUUGGAUCAGGCUGUGCGCACGCCCGUCAACAUGGGCUACAUGUCCUGUUCCUUUGUGUGGAUCCUGGUGAACAUGCUUACCCUCUACAAACAGUGCUCGCCUGCUGUCCUCGAGGAGUGCAGCAAGACCCUGGGCUUGAUUGGCUACAUCAAUCGCAAGUCGUACCCUAUUUUCGAGGAGUUCAUUGUGAAAAAUUACAAGAGCAGUAAGCGAAUGCAGAGAUACCUGAUUGUGGCCCUGCGCACCACCCUGAGCUGCGACACCAAGUGCGAACUGCAUCUGUACGCCGACAAGAUUAUGCUGCUGCUAAAAGACUUUCUCGAGAACGCCGAGAGCGCCGAAACAUUCAUCGCUGUGAGCAAUAUGCUGGUGCAGUUCUCGUCCAACUAUCGGGACGCCUUCGAGUGCCAUUUCACCGACGUUGUGGACAUCAUUAUCGGCUGGCAACUGGAGGCCGGACAGCCCAGGCAGCUUAAGGACCACUGUGCCCAGGUUUUGGAGCAGCUAACGCCGUACUUCAGCAAGCAGAUGGAAUUCAGCUACGGUCUGUUGGCCCAGUUCGUUGAGGAUAUCACCAUACUGGACGAGGAGGAUCCAGCGGCCAUGGCGGAGCGCGUAGGCGCCUUUGUGGGUGCCUUCAAUACGCUGCUGAAGUGUCUGGCCCGCAUGCAAAUAUUCGUGGGCAUGCCCACCUGUGAGUGUAUUGUCCAAAUGGCCGUGGAUCACCUUACGAAAAUAAUGCCCCAUCUUGUGCUGCACACGGACACCGAUGCACUGGUCAAUAUUAACGAGCUGCUCUGCAUCUGCCUGCUGAACAACUUCAGCGGCCUGGACCCGAAUACCUUGGAGCAGCUGCUGCGCGGCCAGCUGGAGCAGAUGCUCCCGCUGAGUGAGACCCAGCGGCAUAGCGUGCUCUUUCUGCUGCUCUGCACAGUGAGGAGAUUGCGGGCACGCCUGCCACCCAGCGUGGUUCAACAGAUCUUCCAGUCCAAUCCAUAUCUGGCGGAGUUAAGGCGCCGAACGCCGGGCGGCCGUGAUUACCGGCUGCUACUGCGCACCUGCCAGGAGACCUUGCUCAUCAGGAAUGUGCCCCUGCUGCAGCAGGCGUACAAACACAUCGUGGAUGACAUCGACUCCUGCCUGCAGCAACUGCAGUCGCCAUCACCCGCAACAGAGAAGGAGACUCGUCAGAGGGGAGCGGACGCGCUUCUCGUCUUCCAUCUUGCCGCUUUGGCAGCUUUAGCCAAGCAGACCUCUUCCAUCAUUGGCAUGUACGCCUGCAAGCCGUCGAUUCUGGAGCUGCUGCUCACCAACUGCAAGGCCGACGAGCUGGCGCUUUGGAGCAAGUACCCCGCCGCGCAUGAAGCGAUCCUGGACCUGCUCAUAGUGCACUGCCAGGCGAACCACAACUUCCGCACCAACUCCAGCCUGCUCCGUGAUCAGGAGCUCGCGGCGGAGAACACCUCGCCGACGGCGAACAGCUUCGCCAGCAUCCUGCGCUUCCUCAAUUCGAUUUUGGAACAGGCUGGCCAGCUGGCGCCGCAGAAUCUGCGGUUGCUGCUGCAGUGGACGCAGAUGCUGCUGGCCGAAUGCCGCGAGAAGUCCAAUCUGCUGAUGGGACAGGAGAACUUCCUGGGCAUUUGUCGCAGCAUUGCGGCCAGCGCCGCCAAAUGGAUGCCCUUCGAGAGUGCGGCCUGCAUCCAAACCGUUUUGGAGUACGGCCCGGAACGACUGGGCCAUCUGCCGGAGCUGCUGAUCCUCUACCGCGACACGUCGCUCCAACAGCUGCAAAUGCUGUCCCCGACUGGCCAUGCCGCCUUUGCCCAGAUCUACGCCCAGCUGCCCCUGCACCUGACGCUCACCGGCGGGGAAUCGCCGCUGCCCGGAACGGCCAGCAGGCGCGUCUGCCUCUGGCAGCAGCGGAUGAGCCAGUGCAGCGCGGUGCGCGACACCGUCUUCCGUGACAUCUUCGAGCGGUUGCAGAAGCCGGAGCAGGACGCGCUCACCAACGGGCUGCGGGAGCUGUUCGUGCGCAGCUGCCAGGUGGCGCCGCCGGACGAGCGGCAGGAGAAGCUGUCGCAGUGCACGAAGCGCUGCCAGCGGUUGGCCACCGCCUGGCUGCAGUUCGAGACGGCCAGGUACUGCGUGGACCAGCGACUGCGGACGACGCUGGGGAAGCCGCAGGAAACGUUCCUCGGAUUCGAGGCCAUCAUCAUGCGGCACGCCCGACUGCUGAGUGGCUGCGCCAAGGAGGUGGAGCGCUCGGCCCUGGACAGCCUGACGCUGGAGCAGCUGCUCAACAUGCAGGGCAAUCUGGGCCUGCUGCUGGGCUUCCUCGACGCCCUCGAGAAGCUCAUCUACAACGCCGCCGAGGGCAGUGCCUUUGCCCUGCGUCCGCCGGAGAAGCCGGUGGCCGCCUUCUUCCGCUUGAACAACCCCACCUGCCAGUCCUGGUUCAAUCGCAUCCGCAUCGGCGUCGUCAUCAUCGCCAUGCACGUGCAGCAGCCGGAACUGGUCAUCCGAUAUGCCCAGCAAAUCCUGCUCACCCAGAAGUCCCAGGAUGCCACCUACAGCCAGGCGAUCGUCUACAUGGCCUGGGCCUGGGUCUGCUGCCAGGAGGCGGACUCCCUGCGCGGCCUCUGCCUGUGGGCCCGCUCCAAGAACAACAGCAAGUCCUACCAGUGGCUGAUGCACGCCGCGGAUCAGGCGGCUGGAAGGCGGGAAUCCGCACUGGCCGGGUACCGAAGUGUCCUGGCCGAGGAGGCCCAUCAGCCGGAGCUGGAGCCGCACACGCGCCAGUUCGUGGUCGCGCAGAUGAUGCAGUGCCUGCAGGACACGGGCCAGUGGGCCCAGCUGGUGGAACUGAAGCAGCAGCAGCUGACGCGACCCGAGGACAGGGAACUGAACCCCUUCCUCCAGCGCAGCAAUGUGGAGGUGACUGCCCUCGAACGACUCCUCGCUCGCGGAGAGGAGUUGCACGCCUCCAUGGACGAGCUGGCUGCAGACUCGCUGCAGCAGUUGAGCCUGUGGCCCAGCGAGUGGGAGGGAUCCGGUUCCGGAUCGGGAUCGGGAGCGGUAAGUGCUGGCGGAGAACGUGCCAGCUUCUCAUCCGUUCACGUGCGCCAGCGAACUGAGGACAUUGUGCUCCAGAAGCUGAUGGAGGACCGCUGUCCGCUGUCCGUUCAGGUGACCAAUCUGCUGGACAACCAGUGGCGCGACAGCCUGCUGAACCCCAGCUCCGACCGGAGAUCCUGCCGAGAGCUCACCCUGUUGCGGCACCUGGUCCAGUGUGUCGGCAGCGGUCAGGAGCUGUCGCUGCUUCCCUUGUCCGCCGAGAGAUGCCCGAGCCGCUCCAACCCCAUCUCGAGCGCCAUUCUGAUGCGCUGCCUGGCCUACACGCAGUUGCUCCGCCAGCACUGUGCGCCGGGCAGCUGGGAGACGCUCUGCCUGGACGCAGCAGCCGCGGCAAGAGAGGAGGGAAACCUUCAGCUGGCGGAGACCCUGCUCACCCAGUUCCUGGGCCAGCCGCUGGACGAGGUGGCUGCACAGUUCUCACUGGAACACGGCCCCUCCAUGGACAAUCCGCAGCUGCUUCGCGGCUACAGCGAGCUGGUCAAGUGCCUGCACCUCCAGCAGCAACAGCAGCAGCAGCAGCAACAAACGCAGUGCUCCGAUUUGAGCCUAUCGAUCGAUGUAAGCGCCUCGCUCUGCCUGAAGAUCCAGAGGAGCAGCCCUCGACCGGAGGUGGGCGCGGAUCUGCUGCUGAAUCUCUCCGAUUGGAUCGCGAACAGGAGCUGCAACGGGUUGGCCACCAACCAGACGCCCGCUUUGACGCAACUGCUCGAGCAGCUACCCGAGUGUCCGCUGACCUGCGGCUCCAGCCAGCCACUGGCCAUUCCGCAGGCGGAGCGACUGGUGGCCCGCCUCGUCCACGCCAGCCUGAGGCAGCGGCCCAACUGCGAGGAGGCGCUGAUUGCGUACGGCAACUGGUGCUACCGCUGGGGCAAGAAGAUCGUGGACAGCGGCUGCGUGCUCACCCAGGCGGAUGUGUCGGCGCUCAGCGAGGCGCUGGGCAUCGACCAGCCGCUGGACAACGAGCAGCUUGGCGAGCUCCUGCAGGCGCUCAGCAUGGAACUGCCGCCGGCCAACUGCGUGGAGGUCUGUCCGGAGGCGGCGCGCGCCCGCGACGACGAGGCGGCCAAGGUCUGUCUGCGCCGGCUGAGCCUGCUGGCGGACAAGCCGCCGGAGGUGCUGGAUGCCAUCCUGCAGAUUUGGCGGCGGGCCAUUGCCAACACCUACGACUAUUACAAGGAUGCAGCCCGCUCCUACUUCCAGUACCUCAGCUUGAAAGCUGGAGCAGGUGCGGUUGCAGAGAAGCCAGGAGGAGGAGGAGCAGGAGGGGAUUCGAGCGCACAGCAGCGGACCGCAGAACGCUUCCACGUGGACGACAGCAACAUGGUGACCACGACGCUGCGACUGCUCCGGCUGAUUGUGAAGCACGCCAGCGGGCUGCAGGAGGUGCUGGAGCAGGGACUGCACACCACGCCCAUCGCGCCCUGGAAGGUGAUCAUCCCACAGCUGUUCAGUCGCCUCAACCACCACGAGCCGUACGUGAGGAAGAGCGUCUGCGACCUGCUCUGCCGCCUGGCCGAGAGCCGGCCCCAGCUGGUGAUCUUCCCCGCCGUGGUCGGAGCCAAUCGGGAGCAGCAGGAGGCGGCGGGGAAGCCACAGCCACCGAACGCCACUCCGCCGAGCACGGAGAACGCCUGCUGCUACGGCUACCUGCUGGGCGAGCUGUCCAAGCAGGCGCCGGAGGCAGUGCAGCACGUGCAGCUGAUGGUGAAGGAGCUGCGCCGCGUGUGCCUGCUGUGGGACGAGUACUGGAUCCACUCGCUGGCCCACAUCUACAACACGUACGUGGGUCGGGUGAGCGCGCUGGCCACCGAGUUCCGGCCCGAUGACCACGAGGGCAAGAACAACCGCUUCAACGUCUGGCGGCCGCAGUUGCUCGCCGACCUGGAGGCGCUGGCCGCUCUGACCGCCCGUCCGGCGGAGACCAGCUACGAACGGAGCUUCCACAAGCGCUUCGACACGCCCAUCCGGGCCACCGUGGAGGCGCUGCGCACGCGACGCUACCCGGAGGCGUGGGACAAGCUGAAGCAACUGUAUCACAUCCUGCAGGCGAACCUGAUCCGCGGCACGGGCAGCACGCUCAAGAUGCAGAGCCUCAGCCCGGUGCUCUGCGGGAUCGGCAGGAUGCGCAUCUCCAUGCCCGGAUUAGAUGUGCACGGGCCCAACGAGGAGGACCAGGUGUACAUCGAGAGCGUGGAGGGAUCGGUGGCGGUGCUGCCCACCAAGACGAAGCCCAAGAAGGUGGCCUUCUACGGCAGCAACGGCCAGCGGUACACGUUCCUCUUCAAGGGCAUGGAGGACCUGCACCUGGACGAGCGCAUCAUGCAGUUCCUGUCCAUCUCGAACGCCAUCAUGGCCUGUCGCAGCGAUGCCCCCGGCAACGGCUGCUACCGCGCCCACCACUACUCGGUGAUCCCGCUGGGACCGCAGUCCGGACUGAUCAGCUGGGUUGACGGGGUGACGCCGCUCUUCGCGCUCUACAAGAAGUGGCAGCAACGCCAGCCGCAGGCCACGGGAAAAGCAGGCGGCGGAGCACCUGGUGCGAAUGCCACGCGGAGAUUCACGGACCUCUUCUACAGCAAGCUGACGCCGCUGCUGGCCAAGCACAACCUGCUGGUCAGCGACCCGCGGCGGCAGUGGCCCGUCUCCGCUUUGCGCCAAGUGCUGGCCGAACUGCAGCAGGAAACCCCCGGAGAUCUGCUCGCCAGGGAGCUCUGGUGCCAGGCGGGGAACGCCGCCGAGUGGCGGCUCUCGGUGCGUCGCUAUGCCCGCUGCAUGUCCGUGAUGUCGAUGAUCGGCUAUGUGAUCGGACUGGGCGACCGCCAUCUGGACAACGUGCUCAUCAACCUGGGAAGCGGCGACAUCGUGCACAUCGACUACAACGUCUGCUUCGAGAAGGGUCGCUCGCUGCGGAUCCCCGAGAAGGUGCCCUUCCGCCUCACCCAGAAUCUUGUGCACGCGCUGGGAAUCACCGGAAUCGAGGGCUCCUUCCGACUGGGCUGCGAAUAUGUGCUGAAGGUGAUGCGCAAGGAACGCGAGACCCUGCUCACCCUCCUGGAGGCCUUCGUCUACGAUCCCCUGGUCGACUGGACCGUCAACGACGAUGCCCAGGCCCUGCGGCGAUCCCUCAAUGCCAAGCACCAGCAGGCCGGCGGAGGAGGAGGAGCAGGUGGCCCGGCUGGCGGGGACCUUAAGUGCCACAAGAAGGACAAGAACAAAGGAAAGUUCCCCGACUGGGACUCCAAGCGGCAGCACUUCCUGGGCAAGUUCGGCAUCUUGCAGAAGUACUGGGUCACCAACAAGUCGGAGAUAAUGCUGCAGCUGCAGGAGAUGAACCAGGAGGUGGGCAACCUGCAGGCGGCGCAGAGCAGGCAGCUGGCCGCCGAGCAGGAGCUGGUGGAGCUGAACCAGCGGAGCGCCCUGAUCGCCGAGAUCAAAUCCCUGGGCACGGCGAUCGAGAGCCACAGCUUCAACACGGCCUCCCUGCGCCAUGCGGUGCGUCGUGGCCACUCCGAGUCGCUGGCAGCACUGAGUGCCGAGCGGCUGGCGGACUUCGGCCAGGUGCAGAGCCUCCUCGGCACCUACGGCCAGUGCCUGCAGCCGUACCACCUGGCCGAGCUGCACGGGGAGCUCGUCCAGCUGCAGCUGGAGCUGCAGAUGGAGCCGCACGGCGACAACGCCCGGGAGUCCGCCGCCCUGGCGGAGGCCCUGCAGCUGCCCGAGUUCGACGGCGUGCGCGGCCAGACGGACGAGCUGCUGGCCAGGCUCGACGAGGUGGCCAUCCAGAGUUCGGAGCACCUGCAGCAGUACGCGGCGGUGAUGAACUUCUUCCCGGAGCAGAGCCACCGGCAGAACCUGUUCGUGCGCUUCCACGACAGCUUCGGGGCGUACAUCCAGCACGGCGACUCCGCCGAAGCCACCAGCGGCGCCAACUCCUCCUCCAGCUCGAUCAUCUGCACGGCGGACGUGCUGGGCGUGGCCGAUGCACUGGAGGCCGCUUGGAUGCGGCUCAGCUGCCAGCUGCACGACUCCUCGCAGCGCUUCGCCGCCAAGCAGGCGCAGGCACUCGCCCUGGGACCGCCCACGCCCGCCUUGCUGGCCAUGAUCGGCCAGAGCGGCUGCAGCCUGCUCCUGCUGAAGGCCAGCUUGGUCCGCACCCUGGACCGAGCCGGAGUGGCGUUCGCCGCCUACGAACAGGAGGCGCUGGCCGGCCAGGACGAGGAGCUGCUGCAGCACCAGCUGCACUUCAUCCACCUGGUGCGCUCCAUGUGCCAGGGCGUCCUGGCCAUCGGCGAGCAGGAGGACCUGCACCUCGGACAGAUGGAGAGCCUGCUGGCGGCGCUGUCCCAUCUGAAGCUGACCUUCGAGUACGACCUGCCCGCCAGCAUCUACCGGCUGCUCCUGCUGCAGCCCAAUCUCGGCCAGCUGAGCGCCCUGUGCCAUCUGAGCGCCGCCAGUCUGGCGCAACUCUACCAGGAGGCCACGCUGGAGAAGGAGCAUCAGCCCGAGGAGGAGUGUCCUGCGGAGCGGAGGUUCCUGCUCACCCUGCAGCCCAUCUACGAGCAGUUCCAGCUGGUGGCCAGUGCGCUGGGCUCCCUGGUGCGGAGCGCGAAGCCGAUGCUCGAGGACGUCCACGAUCCGCAGGCCCAGCAGUUGAUGGAAUUGGGUCUGCUCAAGUCAUCUCCCCUCCCGCUGGAUGACGAGUGCUUCUUUGGAUUAAUCAGCGAGGCACUGGAGUCCAGCCGCAGCUGUGAUGUGCGCGAAAUGGCCCGACCCGUCGUGGGUCUCGUGCAGCGCCUCCAGGCGGAGAGUCUGGCCGGUCUGCUGCCCCUGUUGGCGCGCAACUUCUACACCGCCGUGGGUCCCCAGUGCCAGCCCACAGCGAACUGUGGCGUCCUGGGCGACGCGGCGCAGGCGGACCACCUGUGCGAGGGCCUCUUCAUAUCCCUUCAGACGGACGGCGGACUGCAGCAGCAGCAGGCGGAGAUAGCGCUGCUCAACCAGCAGCUGGAGCUGCACACCCUGGCCGCAUCCGCCCAGCACUGGGCCUACGCGGAGGCACUGGGCGCCCAGCUGCGCUGCGGCCACCACGUGGUGAGCCGGCCCAAGCUGGCCGCGCUCAUCGGCGAGGACUGGCUGCAGCUGGACCAGAGUUUGGGUGCCCUGCAGCAGCAGCUGGGCGGGCGGGAGUCGCGGCUCGGCCAGCUGCAGGCGCAGCGGAGCAACUGGAACCGCAACCACAUCGACAGCCUGCUGCGCACGGAGCAGUGCCACAACCAGCGGGUGGCCGCCCACGUGGCGGUGGUGCGCCAGCUGGCGGACGCGGCCGCAGCCGUUUCGCGUCUGGAACUGCAUGCCGGGGCGCUUGGGAAGGAGGGGCAGGCGCAGGUGGAGCACCUGGAGCAGUGGCUGGCUGCCCACGGGCAGUGGCAGGCGAGCAGAUCGCGGAUCAGCGCCGUGGAGCAGUCCGUGGUGGAGCUGCUCGAUCCCGAGGGCGCCGUCGAUCCCAACUGGCUGGAGAACGUGCAGGGACUGCUGGAGGAGCACACGUGCAAGGUGCAGCGCGACAUUGCGGAGCUGGAGGGCGAGCAGCAGAGCAAACACCGCUUCAUCUGCACUUUGCUCAAGGAGACACUGCGCCUGCAGGACAACAUGCCGCGCUUCCACGUGCGCACCCUCUGCUCGGAGGCCCAGGCGCAGGGCCAGGGCAAGCUGGUGCCCACGGACGUGCAGCUGCUCUGCGGACAUCUGCGCGACUGCCAGCGCCUGCUGCAGUCCCUCUUCCUGCGGCUGCAGGAGCUGCGCAAGGACAUCUGCACCGAGCGGCGAGCACUGCCGCCCGCCGUGCUGCAAAGCUGGCGCCAGCAGCUGCAGCUCAUCCUGGCCAUGGCCGGGCAGGAGGUCAGCGAGUUCUUCAAGAGCGUCGACGACUUCCUGCAGCACGCCGUCGAGGCGGACUCCUACGAUACCUUCACGCACACCAAAGGUGGCAGCAAUCUGCAUGAGCAAAAGCGCAACGCGUACGGCGUGUCCGUGUGGAAGAAGAUCCGGAUGAAGCUGGAGGGCCGCGACCCGGACGGCAGCCAGCGCAGCUCGGUCGCCGAGCAGGUGGACUACGCCAUUCGCGAGGCCACCAAUCCGGACAACCUGGCCGUGCUCUACGAGGGAUGGACGCCGUGGGUUUAAACAUCCGCACUGGUCGGCCGCAUUUGGGGCUUUUGACAUCACAACCACGCAUCACAACUCGGAGCGGAGGGAGAGGGACUACAUUCAACAUUGGGGCGACCUCUGGGUCUCCUCCUGAGGACCCGAGGCAGUCGCCGCCUGACGGCGGUCGUCUCCCCAACGGACGUGGCGAGACCGAUUCAUUCGGCCGCCGCCAACACCUCCCAACCAACCAAGUGUAGUUGCUUAAACGAUAGGAAACGAAACGACAGACAGGCGCGGACAGGAGUCGGGGAAAUGAGCCGGCGGACCGGAGCCCGUUCUCCCUCGGAUCGCAGCCCGCGUGCUCCGAGUGGACUGGACGAGUAGCUGGCCGGGUGCCGGAUCCCCAGCCGCCGCCGCAGCAGCAGCAGCCAAUCACCUAGAUCCCGAUAGAGACGUUCCUGGCGACGUUAGCGACGUUAUCGGAUUCGAUAUUUUCCAGGUUGCAGGUUCCAGGUUUCAGAUUCGAUAUUUAAGUUCUCCGGUCUCAGCCUUUGCCAUUCGCCAUUAUGUUAGACUCUUUUUAUAUCCAAUUCGAUUAUACAUAUACUAAUUUGCGCCGUACCGGAUCUGUUUCAAUUACAUACUAUAUGUGUUAAGCCGGACUAGUUUUUUCCUCUACUCUAAAAUUGUACGUGUAAGCCGAUGAAUUGUUUUACCAAAUUAUUCGUAGUCAUAUUCAAACUA
This is a messenger RNA of Drosophila ficusphila, 10652 nucleotides long. RefSeq names its product serine/threonine-protein kinase Smg1 (gene nonC). Gene Ontology annotation, molecular function: protein serine/threonine kinase activity; protein binding. Gene Ontology annotation, cellular component: TORC2 complex; nucleus; TORC1 complex. The transcript has 9 exons. Bases 141 to 9944 code for a protein of 3267 amino acids. Gene Ontology annotation, biological process: TOR signaling; nuclear-transcribed mRNA catabolic process, nonsense-mediated decay; negative regulation of macroautophagy. Lineage: Eukaryota; Metazoa; Arthropoda; Insecta; Diptera; Drosophilidae. The record is from RefSeq and is a predicted model, not a curated record.